UUUAUUUAUUCUUUUUUAAAUUAUUUAUUUUAAUUGUAUUUGUUUAGGAUUUCAUUUAUUAGCUUGUCAUCGACCCCAGCUGUUGACUGGAUGUGGAUUAUGAUUGUGGAUUAUCCUUUUAAUCAAUACUGUGUUUCGGAGCAUUGAAGAAGCGGGGAAGACUUAGUCAUCUGAAGCAAGGUAACAGACCCCUCGAGGACCACACCCGAGAUUUCCUAGACCUUGCAUAUCUCACAGACUUUCCUGAUUUUGCCCUCAUUGACUUUUAUUGUUACGGACUUUAAUGAUCAGUUUCAAUCUAAGCCCAUCCAUGAUGGUCCGCGAGGAUCAUUGAUGGAAUUCUUGGACUGUGUGCUGUUGUUGAGUGGAUACUUCUUCACUGUUGGGGAAGUAGAGGGGGAUGUUUCCCUUAAAUAUCUUUUUUGAGGCGGGCGCCAUGCAUCAAGCCAUCGGAGCUUGGCCCACCACAGUCACCAGCAUGUCCAAUUAAGAUGAUCGCUAGUCCAGUACUUUCAGUACCUUCCAGUCCGGUUGUUCCCACACCACAGCCUGUUCGCAACAGGGCCGCCACACCAGAGUCUUCAGCCGUCAUGGACGCCACGUCAGUGUUCCCGGUCGUCAUGAACAUUGCACAUGAAGCCAUUAAGGCAGACCCUAGGCAUUUGAGACUGGCUUCAAGUCUGGAGGACACACCGCUAAUUUCAGUGCGAGAAGCUGGAAUCUCUGCAAUGGUAUCAAGUCUGUGGUCCCAUUGUCGGUUGCACUCCCGGUUACGGCAAUGGCCAGCCCGUGAGUCUGCUUCAGCCCAUGAGUCCACCCCAGAGCCCACAUCAACCCAUGAGUCCACCCCAGGGCCCACUAAAGCCCACGAGUCCGCUCCAGCCCAUGUAUCCACUCCAGCACAUGAGUCCACUCCAGAGCCCACAUCAACCCACGAGUCCACCCCAGAGCCCACUAAAGCCCACGAGUCCGCUCCAGCCCAUGAGUUCGCUCCAAAACCUGCUCCAGAACUCACUCCAGCCCAUGAGUCCACCCCAGAGCCCACAUCAACCGAUGAGUCCACCCCAGAGCCCACUACAGCCCACGAUUCCGCUCCAGCCCAUGAAUCCACUCCAGCCCAUGAGUCCACUCCAGAGCCUGCCUCAGCUUAGUUGUCAUCGGCUCCGCCUGCUCCACUGUGGUGGUCUGCGCUGUUGUGGUGGUCCACAACAGUCCACUCCAACCCAUGGGUCCACUCCAGAGCCCGCCUCAGGUCAUGAGACCGCUCCAACCCAUGAGACCGUUCCAGAACCCGCUCCAGCCCGUGAGUCCACUCCAGAGCCCGUUUUAACCCAUGAGUCCACUCCAGAGCCUGCUUCAGCCCAUGAGUCUAUUCCAGAACCCGCUCCAGCCCAUGAGUCCACUCCAGAGCCUGUUUUAACCCAUGAGUCCACUCCAGAACCUGCUUCAGCCCAUGGGUCCACUCCAGAGCCCGCUCCAGCCCAUGAGUCCACUCCAGAACCCUCUCCUGCCCCAGAGCCCAGUCCUGUGACCUGCGAACUUCCUGUCUGUUCUGACAUGACCACUGAGGUUGUCCCCAAGUUUCCAGUCUACCCUGAUGUGAACACUGUGGUCGUUCCUGAGCUGCCUGUCUGCCUCGACGUGGCCACAGAGGUUGUUAAUGAACUUUCUUCCAGGACUGAGAUGACCCAAGAGGUCAACCUUGAACACCCUGCUGGUCCUGUUAUGAUCAUUGAGGACACCCUUGAGCUCACUGUUGGGUUUUACAUGGUGCCUGAGGCCAACACGAACCUCUUUGUGCUUUAUGUUUCAGUUUUGAUCAGCUGUGGUGGUCUUCAGUUCCACCAGACUCCGCCUUAGUUGUCAUCGGCUCCGCCUGCUCUGUUGUGGUGGUCCUCUGCUCCACCGUGGAGAUCUUCAGUCCUGUCAACUCUGCUGUGGGGGUCUCUAGCAUUGCUGAGGUGGUCUUCUGCUCAGCCUGCUCCACCCUGGCCUCCUGCACUACCUCUGUCUCUAGUCUGUUUGUUUGUGUAUGUCCUUUUGCCUGGAUGUGGAUUACGCUUGUGGAUUACCCUUUUAAUAAAUAUUAUGUUUGGAUCCUCAACCUUUGUGUCUCAGAGCAGUACAGGACAAUUGAUUGUUUGUUUUAAAUUAUGCGUUUCAUUUCACUUUAAUUUCAAAUAGAAAUUAAAAUCUUUUUAAUACGUGUUUUAUUUUGAUUUGAUUUUAAAAUUGUUUAUUU
Molecule: messenger RNA, 2242 nt
Organism: Megalobrama amblycephala (Wuchang bream)
Lineage: Eukaryota; Metazoa; Chordata; Actinopteri; Cypriniformes; Xenocyprididae
Product: vegetative cell wall protein gp1-like
Exons: 1
Coding region: 808-1860 (350 amino acids)
Source: RefSeq, a predicted model, not a curated record